This is a messenger RNA of Pyricularia pennisetigena, 1449 nucleotides long. RefSeq lists its product as uncharacterized. The record is from RefSeq and is a predicted model, not a curated record. Lineage: Eukaryota; Fungi; Ascomycota; Sordariomycetes; Magnaporthales; Pyriculariaceae. The transcript has a single exon. Bases 1 to 1449 code for a protein of 482 amino acids.
AUGUCCCCUCAGACAAAUGUCAAGGUUUCUUGGCUUUCCCGCAUCAAGCGAUAUGGGGGAUUCCUGGUCAUGGACUGUUGUCGGGCUUCAAAGGCCAUCAAGCCAUAUGAAGGUGAGCUUUGGCCCAACCCCGAAAACUUUCACUGGUCACACAAAGAUCGCAGGUUCAAUUGUACGCCCAUUGAGGCAACACCCGUCCAGACGCAACCCCGGCCAAACUCUGACAUGCGUGUACCUAGUCAGCUCAGCGCCCUGCCGGUCAGGGUGUUGAGUCCAACACACCCAUGGCUUUCACAAGACCUGCCCCCUCUCCCCUUACCCGAGCCACCCGUCAAGAUCCGUUCGAGCAUAGAGCCCUCGCAAUUUUCUGGGGAGCGUGACGGUGCUGUUUCACGUAACAGCAGCAGCAGCCGUCAGUCUUCCAGCACCGUCAGUUCAAACCCCUGCCGCAGGUCGGCCAACGAGGAUGAACGAUUUGAACGUCUCAACAAGAGGCUGCUACGCGCUUCCAUAAUUGAUGAGGUUCUCGGCAUAUUUGACAAGGCCAGCAACAUGCCAUAUGCCGUCUGCGGCAUGACGGGCUUGGCGGCUUGGGGAUACAAUCUCGGCUUGCCUCGGCACAUCACCAUCAUGGUACCUCCGCACUGCCGCAACACCAUCACAGGCUGGGCAAAGACGGUGCCACAAUUCGAGACCUUCUCAUCCCGCCCGGACGUCAUCGGCGUCCAGACCAGCGACAGCAGGAUCGUCCGCAUCAACAUCACAUACCCGGACGCUGCGGACGGCGUGUGGGAGGAUUAUUUCAACACCGAUCGAGUGCAGCUCCGCGGAACUGGCGAAUAUGCAGAGGUGCUGCGCCUUUCCAAGCUUCUGAACCAGACGGCCGUCAGCUACAUGGAUGCUAGUGAACUCGACGACGCCGAGCUGACGGGAAUGAUCAGCGGCGAUAUCCUUUGGAUCCUGUGGCGCAUUGCUAGAGGUCUCGCCAAAGGUGAGCAUGGCAUUGCGCCGCUGAACCCGGCCGAUAUCCCAUCCGUCAUGGACCGGACCUUUUGGGACUCGUUUUCCGGCACUCACCCCGACGCAUCGGAGAGGUUUGCCGCCGCGGGCUUGCACUACAGGCUUCAGCCGCGCGGCGACGUCCGUUCCAUGACGAAUCCUGUGCCCAAGCCCUUUAACCCUUACUGGCAACCCAGCCCACCCGCUGUCGAGAUGGUUAACCCGAUGCAAGAAAACAUGAGGGCUUCUAAGCCGCUGAGAGCCGCAUCGGCCAAUACCGUCAGGCUCACCCCUGCCGAGAAGCUGAAGCAGAGGUUCCAGCAGCCGCGGCGGCAAACUGCCACGAUUAGCGAUGGACAACCGCUCACGAGCCGCAACUCGUGUCCCGUUGGUCACAACGGAAGCAAAUCGAUGGCGCAGGCUUCGGCGCCCUUUCGGCAGUCUUUAUAA